AUGGCAAAGGCAGCGCCAGACUCGAACACUGCCCGCGUCGCAGCAGCACUGACGGCCCAGCUCAUCCACGAGCUCGUCGUCGACAUCGCAGUCGAGGAACACCGUCUCGCCCUGCUCAGGCGGGAACGAACAGCAGCGGCUCAGCAGGCUGGGCUGGAUGGAGCACUGAACGGUGCAGCUGGUUCUGGCGCAGCGAACGGCGCAGAUGCUGGCACGAGUCCGGUCAAGAAGGACGAGGGACUGUUCGAAUGCCUCGUCUGCUCGAGACAGAUUGCAGCGCCGCGGUAUGCGAGCCAUCUGAGCGGCUGCAUGGGGCUGGGAGGAUCGCGGCGAGGAGGAGAAAGAAGGGCAGCGGCGGCUAGCUCGCGCGCAAACGGUGCUUCGAGGACUGGCUCCGUCGCGAGUUCGUAUGGGUCGGACAGCGAGAACGCCAAGUCGAACGGGAUCAAGCGAUCCGCGACUGCAUCUCCUGCGAACGGCGCUCCCAAGCCAAAGAAGCCGAAACCGGCUCCUCUCUCGACACCCCACGGCAUCUCCUCCCCCUUCCAGCCACCGCACACCGGCUCCCAUCCCCUCUCGAAAACCAUGUCCCUCCCCUCCUCCCCUCUCGCUCCAUCCCCAAGCGGCCACACAACUCCCCAACCUCUGCGCACACCCGGCCUACCCGCUCACUCACCGCUCCCGCUCGACGCCCAAGCUCCGGCAAUGCAAGCACGCAAGUCUCUCCCAGGCUCGAUGGGCAUCCCUCCUCCCGCCGCUACGAAAACCCCUCGCGUCGCGCACCCACUCGCGCAGUCACAGCCUGUUGCAGCGCCUCGAACACAGCAGGCAGGGUACGACCCUGACAGACCUGAUAGCGACUCGGAGAACUCGGACGACGAGUUGGUCGUCGUGCCGCCGAAGGGUCAGAGGCAGCCUCAGCCUGCGCAGAAGAUGCCCAAGGGUGCGAACGGUGCGCCAGCGGGACCGGGAGCGGGACAGGCAAAGGGACAGAAGACGCCGAGGAAGGUGCCGCCGCCCGGAGGACGGAAGGCGGUUGCGAGAGCUGUCGCCGAUUCUGGCUCAGAGAGCGAUGACGAUGCGUCGGCUGGAUCCGACUCAGACUGA
Messenger RNA from Rhodotorula toruloides NP11, 1107 nucleotides. RefSeq names its product Sgf11, transcriptional regulation. The coding region runs from base 1 to 1107 and encodes 368 amino acids. NCBI's taxonomy places the organism in Eukaryota, Fungi, Basidiomycota, Microbotryomycetes, Sporidiobolales, Sporidiobolaceae. The record is from RefSeq and is a predicted model, not a curated record. The transcript has 8 exons.